Messenger RNA from Penicillium angulare, 1509 nucleotides. RefSeq names its product DUF1593 domain-containing protein. The coding region runs from base 1 to 1509 and encodes 502 amino acids. The transcript has 2 exons. NCBI's taxonomy places the organism in Eukaryota, Fungi, Ascomycota, Eurotiomycetes, Eurotiales, Aspergillaceae. The record is from RefSeq and is a predicted model, not a curated record. Gene Ontology annotation, molecular function: hydrolase activity, hydrolyzing N-glycosyl compounds.
AUGGCGUCUCCUGAUCAAUUCCAGACUUUCGCUUCGAAACCCCGCGUUUUCAUACUCAGCGACAUCUCCAACGAACCUGACGAUGCCGAAUCGUUGGUGCGGUACCUUCUGUAUUCCAACCAGUUUCAGACAGAAGGAUUGGUCGCGUGUACAUCAACAUGGAUGAAGAACAAGGUCUGCCCUCAAGAUAUGCACAAGAUAGUGGAUGGCUAUGAGAAAGUGGUCGACAAGCUUAACGCCCAUUCGAACCCGAAAGAUCCAUAUCCUUCUGCUCAGUCUUUGAAGUCCCUUAUCAAGAAGGGAGCAGAGUCUUAUGGCAUGACAGCCGUGGGCAACGACAUCCCCCUCAGCGAAGGCGGCGAGCUUCUCCUAGAGCGCAUUCUUGCACCGAUCAAUGAACCACUCUGGAUUCUAUGCUGGGGCGGAACAAACGUACUCGCCUCGGUUCUUCUCAAAAUCCAAAACACCCAUUCCGCCGCCGAUGCUCUAAAGCUGCGUUCCAAGCUACGUGUUUACACAAUUUCCGAUCAAGAUGACACGGGCGCCUGGAUUAGAAACAACUACCCCGACUUGUUCUACAUCUGCUCUGUCCACGGCUGGAACCAGUACGGCAUGGCGGCAUGGUGCGGAAUCUCCGGUGAAGGAUGGUACGGCUUUGACAAGGGUGGCCCGGACGCAAGCAAGAUCAGCAAGGCCUGGAUCAAAGAAAAUAUCCAAAUUGGGCCAUUGGGCUCCACAUACCCCGACUACAUGUUCAUUCCCGAGGGCGAUACUCCGACUUUCUUGUAUAUUAUCCAGAACGGACUGGGUGUACCUGAGCGACCGCAGUAUGGGUCGUGGGGUGGCCGGUACAUCGCGACCGAUAUUAGCGGCAAGGGAACCGCGAACGGUCAUUUCAGCGAUACAGUUGAUGAGGUUAUCGGGUUAGAUGGCCAGAAACACAAGUCUAAUCAUGCGACCAUCUGGCGGUGGCGUGAUGCCUUCCAGACUGAUUUUGCGGCGCGGAUGCAGUGGUCGCUCUCGUCUGAUCUGAGCAAAGCUAAUCACCACCCUGUUGUUGUCUUGAAUGGUCAGAAGGGCUUAGAGCCUCUGUCCUUUGAGUUAGAGGCUGGCUCUACGUUUCAGCUUGAUGCCUCUGCUUCGUAUGAUCCGGACCCUAACGAUAAGCUUACCUUCAAGUGGUACCAGUAUCGGGACCCUAGUGCGACACAAUGGUCAGUCCAUCAUGAGGUUGGUCUCUUGGAGAUCAGGACUCUGAAUGAGGCUGGAAGCAUUGUGGAGGUUAAGAUCCCGCCUCCAGAUAAGUGUUGCGUUGAGCUUAUCAGUCGGGCGGCGGUGCCGAAGGGACAAGUGCUUCAUCUAGUCCUUGAGGUUCAAGACAAUGGGUCACCUAAUCUGAUCAGCUAUCGUCGUGUCAUCAUUCAAACCACCAACGAGAAAUUACUGGGUGGCGGAGGAGGCGCGGAGGCAAUUGGAGAUACUAUGCGCGAUGUGAUUCCAAGCCAUUGA